UUAAACUAUUAUCUGUUAGUUAUUGUUAUUUUGCAGUAAAUAUGAUUAAUAAUAAUGUAUUAAAAUAGAUAUUUUAUAUUAAAUUACCAACUGAAAAAAAAUGACAUCUUAAUAGAUUGGUAACUGUCAAAUAUAAAAGAAAUGGCUGCGUGCUCAUCCGGUAAACCAAUCAAAGUUGUUAUUUCAGCUUCACAUUCAACAAAAAUGUUGAGGACGUUUUUGUUCGUGUUCAGUGGAAGCUCUGUUAUUUGCAUUAAGCUUUUUGUACUUAUAAGUGGGGAGGGUUAGUACUAUUAGCAUUUUGUUUCAAGAGAACAUAGUUUAUUAAAGUGAUACACUAGCAAGAACAACAGCACGGCUCUUGAAACUGUAAAAAAUUAAACAAUAUUCCAUUUUUUAAUAGUCAAGGUAUGGUUGUGGCUGCAAAAUGAAAAUAUUAUAUCAAAGUUUGGAAUAUUUUUGCUGUUGCUUUAUAUUUUCUUGCAUUUUAAACGGUGGGAUAACUCAUGGACAAUACAGCGAUGAAGACGAAGAUGUUACCGGCCCCUGCGCCGAUUUUAAACCUGGCGAUGAAGAUUUACAAACCUACGAUUUCAUACGGAAAUUCCGCUUGGAUCUACUCAACUCGACAAAUUCAGGGAUUGCGCGUGUUAGGGGUUCCAACCGCUUCCAAACAGCAUACAGAUUGAAUGCGAAUGCUGAUCUUACACUUUCUACAAGAAAUGUAUUUCCACAAGGUUUACCCGAGCAGUUUUCGUUCAUCUGUACUUUCCGCAAUCGUCGUGUAAUUAAUUCAACGUGGCAUUUGUUGCGUAUCACUGACGUGGAGCAACGGCCGCAGUUUGUUAUCGCGAUGAAUGCUGAUCAAGCAUCUAUCGAUUUUGUUAUUACCAAUUAUGAAGGACGAAUUCAAACUGUUCAUUUCCCGCAUGCGAAUGUGUUUGAUAAAAACUGGCAUAAAAUCCACUUUGGUGUUACGCGUUUAAAUGUAACACUUUUCGUGGAUUGUAAGUUGAUUGCUACGAAAACACUCGACCCACGUGGUCCUAUUGAUACAAAUGGUGAGAUAUCCGUGGCAAAGUUAGCAAAUAGUAAAAUUACAAAUCCGGUAAAAAUUGUUGGGUACCAGAAACAUCAUGUUAUUGAUUUGCAGUGGAUGUUGAUGAGUUGUGAUCCUUCCAAACCACACAGAGAGAAAUGUUCUGAGAUACCCUAUAUUGCACAAGCUGUGGCACCAGAGUUACACUUCGGUCUUCCACCAGUACCGGUAAUAAAUGUCCCACAAAAAGGCGAGAGGGGAAUGCCAGGGUUGCCUGGAUUAUCAGGACAACCUGGUAUACCCGGUGCGGAAGGUUAUCCAGGCAUGAAAGGAGAAAAGGGUGAUCAAGGUGAACGUGGACUAAGAGGUGAACAGGGUGCCACUGGGUUUCCAGGAACUGAUGGAUCUGAUGGACAUCCUGGUCUAAGAGGACCACCUGGUGUUCCUGGAUUGGCAGGCCCACCAGGUCCAGUUGUGACCACAAGUGGAGGGUCUGUAUUGCAAGGACAAAAAGGAGAAGCAGGACAGGCGGGUAGAGAUGGUUCCAGAGGAGAACCGGGAUUACCUGGUCUCCCUGGUCUUAAAGGUGAAAGAGGUUUACAAGGUUUACCAGGUUUACCAGGUGCUAUUGGCCCGAGAGGAUUCCCUGGUCAAGACGGUAUACCAGGAACAGCAGGACGUGAUGGCGCGCCAGGUCUACCAGGUACCCCAGGCGAGCCUGGAACGCAAAAUUUAGUUGCGAUAGAUUCGGGAAGUUAUGCACAUGGUGUUCAAGGACCUAGGGGAUAUCCAGGCCCAACUGGAUUGUCAGGAGAAAGGGGACCAGCUGGAGAAAUGGGUCCUCCCGGUCCAUCGGGUUUUCCAGGUAUGCCUGGAAAAGAUGGCCCACAAGGUGUUCCAGGACCUCCGGGACAAAAUGGUCAGCCUGGUUUACCAGGUCUUCCAGGACCAUCUGGUCGAUCUGUUGGUGAUGCAGACAUUAGAGAGAUAUGUCUGGUUGUUUUAAGAGAACAACUAGGUGAUAUUGUGGCGACAUUGCAGGGUCCGCCGGGUCCACCGGGCAUAUCAAAACCCGGCCGGCCCGGCCCACCCGGCGUCCAAGGUCCUCCAGGUGCACCAGGACCAGUUGGUAUACCCGGCGAUCGUGGAUUUGUAGGCAUGCCGGGUGUGUCAGGACCAAUGGGACCUCAAGGACCACCAGGAGAACGCGGUGACAAGGGUGAAAAAGGCACUGAGGGAGUAGGACGUGAAGGACCAAUCGGCCCGAGGGGAUAUCAAGGACCACAGGGUCCACCUGGCGAAGGAUUACCCGGAAGGGCAGGCGACAGGGGCGAAACAGGUAAACCAGGCCAACCUGGCAUUCGCGGUGAACCAGGACCGGUUGGCCCGGCGGGUAGAUGUGAGUUUUGCGAUAGUUACGCGCAAAGCUACCAGAUGGCGUACGCUAGAGCCGUGCAAGGUAACAAUAAAGGUCCGCUAGCUGUCAGAAAGUAACCACAAUUAUAUAAUGACAAUAUUAGUCUAUUAGAGUAUCACGAUAUUAAUAAUAACAGUAGAAAUGGCGCUUAAACACUUUCAUAAUAAAAAUACAAUAUACAAUAAUCACGCUAGCACACAAAUAUAUAAAAUUAAAAUACAAACUGGUUAUGUUUGCGCAAUCGCAGCGGUGAACGCCUUCAGCCUAGCGCUCCGCAACCCUGUAUACAAAGCAAUGCGCUGGUGCUUGUCUUGUGAGUACAACUUACGAACAUACUGAUGUUUCGAAGUCACUGCACGCUGCACCAUUACCGCGAAACGCAUCACUGUAGACGCAAUGUCCGAAUAUUUAUACCCCGAAUAAUACAUUAAAAUAUUCGACCAGC
Molecule: messenger RNA, 2901 nt
Organism: Dalotia coriaria
Lineage: Eukaryota; Metazoa; Arthropoda; Insecta; Coleoptera; Staphylinidae
Product: collagen alpha-1(IX) chain-like
Exons: 15
Coding region: 428-2533 (701 amino acids)
Biological process (GO): extracellular matrix organization
Molecular function (GO): extracellular matrix structural constituent conferring tensile strength
Source: RefSeq, a predicted model, not a curated record